Molecule: messenger RNA, 1068 nt
Organism: Penaeus indicus
Lineage: Eukaryota; Metazoa; Arthropoda; Malacostraca; Decapoda; Penaeidae
Exons: 7
Coding region: 1-1068 (355 amino acids)
Source: RefSeq, a predicted model, not a curated record
AUGAAGUUGACGAUCUUCAUUGCAGUAACAUGCCUGGCAUGCUGUGUUUCCUCCGAUCCUGAACCUGAUGAUUUAAGCAUCCAAGUCAUUCAAAAAGUGGAGACGGGCGGAGGCUGCUGCGGCGGGCAGCACAAGGACGAGGACGAGCACGAGGACGAGGACGAGUGCUCCGCCGGCCCACGAGGACUACGCCUUUGGGUUACUCCUGCUGGCACUCAGGCGGAUGCGAGGGCUGCCUGCCACGCCAAGGGUUACUCCCUCCUGGCCAUCGAGGACCCGUUCCUCUUCGACGACGUCAUUCACACUCUGAGGGAGGAGAUGCCCGGACUCCACGACUACUGGUUGGACGGCUCUGAUGACAAUGGCGACAGGGCUUGGCGGUUCUCUGACGGCUCAGACAUGCCUCUCGGGUCGCCCUUCUGGGACCUGGAGUACUACCGGCCCUCCGGCGGAAUGGAUGCCGGCUGCGUGGCUCUCCAGGGCAGUCGAGAUUACUACUGGCGUGACUUCCCCUGCGGCUAUCUCAAGCCCGGCCUGUGCGUGUGUGGGGAAGCGCCCGAGCCUCCCAUGCCGACAGAAGUCGUCUGUCCAGAGAAUACAACCCUCAUUUUCGAUCGGUGUGUGCUCGUCCUUCCGUACCUCGUGGACGCCUUCCAGGAAGCACAGGAGGGCUGCGCUGCCGGAGGAGGCGACCUGCUCAGACUCAACAACCCGGGAGUCAUGAGGGAGUUCUACUUCUUUGUCGAAGCUGAUGCAGGAAACUGGAGCGAAAUUAUCUUCGUUGAUGGCCAGCUGAACGACGUUGGAGAAUUCCUCUUUGGUGACCAUUCUAAAGUGCCGAUGGGUUCCUUGUACUGGCAGGUCGGGCACCCUAGCGGGGAGGCCGGCCAUCUACACUACUCUACUUCAGUCUACUUGGUGAACGACGUGCCAUGUGGUGGACCUCCUCCUCCUCCUCCUCCUUCUCCUACAACGACCACAACUACCCCUGCUCCGGUGGUGCCUGGGCCCCACGAGCACAGGCCGACGGGGCCCUUCCACGUGGCUUGCGAGAUGCCCCCUCUCUGA